Molecule: messenger RNA, 1392 nt
Organism: Tetrahymena thermophila SB210
Lineage: Eukaryota; Ciliophora; Oligohymenophorea; Hymenostomatida; Tetrahymenidae
Product: RING-H2 zinc finger protein
Exons: 6
Source: RefSeq, a predicted model, not a curated record
AUGAACGAGCCUCUUUUAGCAGGGGUGGCUCCUCUUCCUAUGAAUCAGCCAAAUAUGAUCAAUUAAAACUCGGUAGCUGAGUAGCAGGAUUAAAAUUAACAGAAUAACAAUAACAAUUAGAAUGAAAAUGAAAAUGAAGAUGUUGAGUAGGGAAGAGGAAAUAGUUAAAGAAAUUCUGUAUAAUCAUUUAUCAGAGACUCGCUGAGAUUGUCAUAAAGACAACAAAAUAGAAUUAAUGUGAGAAAUAAUUUUAGAGGUUAAAUAGAAGAAGCAAUUAAUGAGAGUAUAGUAAUUAACGCUCUCUUUUUGUUCAUUUCUGUUAACAAAAUGAUAGCUUAUAUUGUCUUAGGAAAAAACAGCUCUUAAGAAACAUGCAAAGACGGCUAACUAUGUAUUUGGCUCAAAUUAAUGUUCUUACAUGAUGCUCUCUAUAGUAUACAUCUUAUUACCUUGCUUGUAGUUAUUUUCAUUCACAGACAUAGAGGCAUAAUGAGCCGUUGGUAGAAUAUGGAAGGAAUGGAAAAUGAUUAUCAGCAAAUGCAAGAUGCCAACAACUAAGUGUAGCCUAACUUUAACGGAUUUUAUGUUACGGAAUUCAUAACAAAGAAAAAUUGGUUUAACUCCUUCCUCUAAGACUCUACUAAAUUGUUUUAUUUGAUCAUCUUUAUCUAAGGAAACCUUCUAAUUUUUUAUAAUGAAGAAUAGUAUUUAUCUAGUUAUCCUAAUCAUUUUUAUUUAGCUUUAGUUUACGUUAUUAUGGGUUAUUUCUACCUUGGUAUUCCUCUUUUUUUCUUUGCAUCUAUAUGCCUUUGUAUGCCAUUCAUGCUAGUUAUUUAUUUAGUUCUAAGGAGAAGAAGAAAUGGAAUACAAAGAGGCUUAGAUGAAGAUGCAAUAAAUAGUUUGCCAAUAAAAUACCUAAAAGAUGUUGAAAGGAAAGAGGAAGAUGAUACACUCGAAUGUUGUAUUUGUUUAGUAGAAUAUGAAGAAGAAGAAGAAAUAAUUAUAUUACCAUGUAACAAAAACCAUCAUUUCCAUGCUAAAUGCAUCAAACAGUGGGUUAAAAUAAAUGGUGUAUGUCCAAUAUGCAAGAGAGAUUUGAAAGAACUUUUAAUUAGAUUAAAUGAUGUACAUGAUGAAAAUCAACAAGAAGAAAUGUAGGAAAUUCAUUAAAAUUAAAAUAUACAACAGUAGUAACAUGCUCAGAACAAUAACGAUAUUCAUAAUAAUAACAAUAAUAAUCAUAAUAAUCAUAAUCAUGAUAAUAAUAAUAUUUAACAAAAUAUAAUAAAUUAAAAUAAUUAAGAUGAUAAUCAUUAAAAUAGUAAUAAUAAUAAUAACAGCCAUCAUCAUCAUAAUAUAGAAAAUUAAUAUUAACCUCCAUUUAGAAUGUGA